Chaetomium globosum CBS 148.51 is the source of this 2412-nucleotide messenger RNA. RefSeq lists its product as uncharacterized. Lineage: Eukaryota; Fungi; Ascomycota; Sordariomycetes; Sordariales; Chaetomiaceae. The coding region runs from base 1 to 2412 and encodes 803 amino acids. The record is from RefSeq and is a predicted model, not a curated record. The transcript is spliced from 5 exons. Gene Ontology annotation, molecular function: RNA binding. Gene Ontology annotation, cellular component: nucleus. Gene Ontology annotation, biological process: mRNA splicing, via spliceosome.
AUGAUGCUUCGCUUUCUCGGUCUCGUGGGCUGGAUGAUCUCCACGGUCAUGGCCUACGUCCUGAUUUACAUGAUAUUCGACCUCCGCGAUAUGCAUCCAUGGAUGAGACGUAUCGCCGUAACUCUUUCCUCGGCGGCCCUGAUAGCGCGGAUCAUUCGAACCGAGAUGGAAGACUUCCAGCCGGAUCGCGUCUGGGGCAACACCCCCCUCAAGCCGGCACUGUUGAUACCCAUCCUCUUCGCGGUUCUGGCAGAUAUCGGAGCGCCGUUCCUGAUGUUCGUGUGCCUAUACAUCAUCACGAUAGACGCCACCUGGAUCGCCGACAACUGGGUGACUCUGGGCCGGGUCAUUCUUAUAAACAGUUUGCCUGAGGAUGCCACCGAACGUGACAUCCUCUACGGCCUAGAUUACGUUACUAGAGACCGUCACUUCUCGAGCGACAAGGUAAGGGUCGCUCGGCUUCGCCACAACUACGAUGGUGUUCGCUUUGCUUUCGUCGAAUUUCAUCGUCGAUUGGAGGCUGAAGACUUCCUUGACCGGUACUACCCCGAUAUUACCUUUCGCCUUGAGCAUUCUCGCGGCCUUGAUUCCGAACCCAUUACAGUAGAAAUCAUGGCCGCAGAGGACCGUGACGAGUGCGGUGUUAUGAAUUACCCCCACCGAGCUGUUUGUUUCAAAUGUAAAGCCGAGCGACCUGGCCCUUUCUUAACUGGCGAGACGGAUGAGUGUCUCCAACAAACCCCAUCCCAAUAUGUCGUCAUCCGGGACCUUGAGGGAUCCGUCACCGAGGAAGUCCUAGCCAAAGGCGUCAUGAAGCUGUUUGUUGACGACCCAAAGCCCGCAAAGGAAGCCCCCACCACCGUCAACAAACUCAAAUCGACAGCGCCAACAAACAGCACGGUUGGUCUCGGAGCGAAAUCCGGCUCGCUCCGCCGCGUGUUCCUGAUGCGCGACCGCAAGACCAAUGAGUCUUGGAGGUACGGCUUCGCCGAGUUUGCCACGGUUGAGGACGCCAUGGCCGCCGUCGCUAAAUUCCGAGCCUCCACGAGAUUUACGAUUGCGUCCUCACCCGUCGUGGUGGCUUUCAUCCAUACUGGCGUGUUCAUUCCCGCUUUCGACACCACGGCGACGGAGAAUCAGGAAUUCUCAUUCACCCCCAUUUACAACUCCGCCGUGCGUGUCAAGUACUGGGAUGAACGCGCCUAUCCCAGUGCCCGCAUCGUCUCGACCGACCCCCUCCCCGGCGCGCCGAGCCCCGACCAGCCCGGCGGCAACGCUGAUGAGGCCACCAAAUCUGCGAAGCCCGUAAAAAAGGCCAAGGGUACCAAGGAACCCGCCCCCGUUGCCAAGGUGGCCAUGAUGCCACAAGUGCAGCUGUGGGCGAAGGCGUCGGCGCAGCUGCACGGCGCUAAACCGGCGGCCGACGCGACUACGCCCUCCGCCCAAGAGCCCGAAGAGGUCACGUCAUCUCUGGUUCGCGGCCCUGUCCGCGAGGCCGAGGAUGCCCAGCCAGACGGCCCGGUCGCCCCACAAACGAACGACCAGUACCUCUCCUACGCCGACUGGGACACCUUUGACCUGUCUCGCAUGCGGCUGGGGAGCGCCAACCCAAGCGCACAUAGACGAGCGUGGCUGGGCCCCAGGCCCGGGGCGACCUGCUCAUUGAGCACGAAGGGCGCACCCACCGUUUCUACCAGGACGAUCGAGUCAAGAAAAAGGCUGCCGCGGCCCUUAGCGCUUUGGGCAAGGAACCCCGCACCAUCGUCCGCCGCCACCCCCACGGCUGAAGUCGGAGCCACCUUCCCGUCUACAAAAGCGGAACUACACAAACGCAUGCUGGCGAGCCCCCCAGAACCGCGCCCCGCGCCGCUGGCGAGUUCGAACAAAUGGGCAAGAAGAUGCGGGAUCGUCGAGCCAGACGCGGACUUCAAGCGUCUCUGGGAAGUGCAGCGCGUACGCUUCCUGCAGCCGCAAUACCGCGACCGUGCUCUCGAACGCAGGCGCGCGUUCGGCCAACCAAAACAACCCACCGCCACCACCACCACCACCACCGCCACAUCAUCCUCCUCUGCCGCCGCCACUGCCGCCUCAGUCCCCGAGAAGCGCAAGGAGCCCACCGAAAAAACCGACGAUCGAGACGGCGGCGGGAGCGAGCCCGCAGCGAAGAAGUCCAAGGGCGCUGGCAUGCUGGCCAAGAUGGGCUGGACGGCGGGGGCCGGGCUGGGCGCCGAGGGUGCCGGGCGCACGGAGGCGGUCGCCACCGAGGUGUAUGCUCCCGGCGUUGGGCUGGGUGCGGAGGGGGGGAAGCUGGGUGAUGCGAGCGAGGAGGCGGCGAGGAAUACGCGGGGGGAUUUUGGCGCGUUCGUGCAGAAGACGAAGGAGAGGGCGAGGGAGCGGUUUGAGAAAAUGUGA